AUGUCUUCCUCUUCUAAUGUCGCGCUCGAUGCUACCAUAAAAACUAACCAAACAACACCUUAUGCUAAUUCCAUUAAAGAAUAUUUUAGCAAUAAGGGGUAUGUGUUUUAUAUUGGAUUAGGACUUACCACUGUGGUUUUAACUGGAGUUGGUCUAUAUUUCCUUCAAGCACCUAAACCACCUAAACCAAAAAGCACACGUUCUACCUCUCGCAGAAAAGUACAAAAAACCAACAAGUCAAGUGGAAAAAACGAAUCAACAGAUUUUACUGCUGCAUGUAUAAUUAAUGAUUACAAAAAUGAAAAGGCUGUUAAAGCUAUUGAACGGCUUUUAAAGAAAUUAGCUACAAUUAAAACUCAAGAAAUAAUGCAGGACGGGGUGAGACUUGUAAUUAAAAGAAUCAUGUGA
Messenger RNA from Entrophospora sp. SA101, 408 nucleotides. The record is from the annotation of a GenBank genome assembly. NCBI's taxonomy places the organism in Eukaryota, Fungi, Glomeromycota, Glomeromycetes, Entrophosporales, Entrophosporaceae.